AUGGACACGGACACGGCCUGCGGACAUGGAAAGACACAGACACGGACACGGCCUGCGGACAUGGAAAGACACAGACACGGACACGGCCUGCAGACACGGCCUGCGGACGUGGACACGGACACGGCCUGUGGACACGGACACGGCCCGCGGACACGGAAUGACACGGACACGGCCUGCGGACAUGGACACGGCCUGAGGACAUGGCCUGUGGACAUGGACACGGGCACGGCCUGCAGACACGGACACGGCCCCCGAGCACAGCUGGGCCAGGCACCGGGGAGGAAGCACAGCAGAGGGUUCGCCUCUCCGGGCUGCGUCCUCUGCGCAGGUCCGGAGCCCAGGCUGCACCAGGGCCUGCAGAGCCUGGUGCUCUUGUCCCACGCGCACAGCCAGGAAUGCAGCCUGGUGCCCGGGCUCCGCGGGCCCCGAGGCCGGGACGGGGGCCUCGUGUGGGAGUGCUCCGCGGGCCACACCUUCUCCUGGGAGCCCACUGUCCGCCCCGCGUCCCCCAGAGCGUCCACAGAGUCCACGCAGGCCCCGGCCCCGCGCCCGGAGGCCAGGAGGCGCGGCAAGCUGGCAGGUUUGGGGUCUGAGCAAGAGAGAACUCAAGAAGCCAAACUGCCCGGGGGGGCAGCACCCCCGGCAGAGCCCGUCCCGUCCCCCGGAGAGGAACAAGACGAGGACGAUGAGGAUGAAAAGGAGAUGCUCAGCGAUGCCAGCCCAUGGACCUACAGCUCCUCCCCAGAUGAGCCAGUUGGGGUUGUGGGACAGGAGAGGGGCGGCGUUGGCCUGGUCACGUGGAGCUGGGCUUGUGGGGCGGUCCUGUGGCAGGAGGGGUCACGUCCAACUCCCGGUUCUCCUUUUAGCAGUGAACCAGAUGUCGGCAGGCCAUCCCGCGCCCCUGCUGGCUCCCCGGCUGAGGCGGCACCGACGGCGCCUGCUCCGGAGGCUCUCCCCACUCCUCUUGCUGGCUGCUCUUCACCCGCACUCGCAGCCGGUUCCGGAGUUGAUCUGAGCAGGACCCCUCUGGCAGCCCAGCAGACGGAGCCUCUGGCCAGCCCUGGGAGCCGGGUGCGGUCAGCUCCAGCUCCAGCCCGUGAUGAGGAUGCUGCACAGAUUGGGCCCAAGAGAAUUCGGAAAGCUGCCAGAAGAGAGCUGAUGCCUUGUGACUUCGCUGGCUGCGGAAGGAUCUUCUCCAACCGGCAGUAUCUGAACCACCACAAGAAGUACCAGCACCUCCACCAGAAGUCGUUCUGCUGUCCGGAGCCAGCCUGCGGGAAGUCCUUCAACUUUAAGAAGCACCUGAAGGAGCACGUGAAGCUGCACAGUGACACCCGCGACUACAUCUGUGAGUUCUGUGCCCGGUCUUUUCGCACCAGCAGCAACCUCGUCAUCCACAGACGCAUCCACACUGGGGAGAAACCCCUGCAGUGUGAGAUCUGCGGGUUUGCCUGCCGCCAGAAGGCCUCCCUGAACUGGCACCGGCGUAAGCAUGCAGAGACAGCAGCCACCUUGCGCUUCCCAUGCGACUUCUGCGGCAAGCGCUUCGAGAAGCCAGACAGUGUUGCUGCUCACUGCAGCAAAAGCCACCCGGCGCGGCUCCCGGCUGCCCCAGAGGAGGCCUGUCCCGGGGUGUCUGCCCCUGAGUCCCUGGGGUCCUCCUCUGAGCCGGGACGCCAGCCCCCAGGCACCAAGAAGGUGUGA
This is a messenger RNA of Dipodomys ordii (Ord's kangaroo rat), 1704 nucleotides long. RefSeq names its product zinc finger protein 692 (gene Znf692). Gene Ontology annotation, molecular function: chromatin insulator sequence binding. Gene Ontology annotation, biological process: regulation of transcription by RNA polymerase II. Gene Ontology annotation, cellular component: chromosome; kinetochore. The coding region runs from base 1 to 1704 and encodes 567 amino acids. The record is from RefSeq and is a predicted model, not a curated record. NCBI's taxonomy places the organism in Eukaryota, Metazoa, Chordata, Mammalia, Rodentia, Heteromyidae. The transcript has 11 exons.